Molecule: messenger RNA, 1980 nt
Organism: Didymodactylos carnosus
Lineage: Eukaryota; Metazoa; Rotifera; Eurotatoria; Philodinida; Philodinidae
Source: the annotation of a GenBank genome assembly
AUGUCACUCGGUGAAAACUUUCCAACUCGACGUUUAGUUAUGUUGCUCGAUAUUCAUCUUAAUUUGGCCAGCUCAGCAACACAACGUUCGCUUUCUCAUCUGCAUCACAUUUUCAUUGAUGUGGAAACUUUUGUUGAUGCUGAUGAAUGUGUUGAUUUCAUUACCGAUCUUGACGACAAUGACGGGUGUACGAUGGUCGUCUCUGGCUCACUUGGCGAAUAUAUUGUGCCGCUUAUUCACCUACUGCCUCACAUCAAAGCCAUUUACAUGCUCGAUUCGAGCGAAGAACAGUGGAAGAAUGAAGAUUAUAGGAAAAUUCGUGGUGUUUACUCUGAUAUACAGUCGCUAUGCAAUCGAUUAUGUUCUCCAAGUCACCACCGUUGGCAAGAACCAUUGUCAUUUAGUACAUUUCCUCCAGUUUGGGUGUCGAGUAGUUCAGAUCAUCAAGCAGAAAAGCAAGAAGCCAUGUUCAUGUAUGCUCAAUUGCUGCGUGAUAUUUUGCUCGAAAUGAACGAGAAUAGGGACGAAACGAAACGCGAAAUGCUUGAAGAAUGUCGCCAAUUAUACUCAGACAAUGAGGCUCAAUUACGCCACAUUGCCGAUUUUGAACGAGAGUACACAGCGGAGCGAGCUGUAUGGUGGUUCACCAAGGACACGUUCCUUUAUCGGAUUUUGAAUCAAGCGUUGCGCACGCAAGACAUUAUUAUUCUAUACAAGCUUCGUCUAUUCAUUAAAGAUUUAUAUUUUCAACUGAAAAGUUUACAUGAUGAAGCGACAACAACCACAUACACCGUUUUCCGUGGUCAGGUUAUGCCUGUUCUAUUUCAAAUCGACGUUGAUUCUCGUCAGAGCAUAAUGAAUACAUUUGCAGAUAUUCAUCAUUUGAGUGCAAUGGGUGAAGAAGACGAAGUGCUGUUUUCGAUGGGUGCGAUUUUUCGAAUUCUCUCAGUGGAACAAAGCGCUGAUGGCGUCUGGCACGUUUGUCUUCGUCUCUGUACUGAUGAAGACAAACAAUUGGCGCAGUUGCGAGAGCACAUGCGCAAGCAAAUUUGGCAUCCACGGGAACGACUUCGACUCGGGAAACUUGCACUUGAAAUGGGUGAAUUUACGAAAGCCCAAAUAUUGUAUAAAGCAAUGCUCGAUGACGCAAAAUUUAUUCAUAACGACUCUCUUCUUUGCGCUUUACUGCACAGUGAUCUCGGUGCUAUUUAUGGUCACUGUGGACAGUACGCUGACUGCCUUCGUGAAUACGAGCGUGCGAUUACACUCAACGAACAGCAUCAUCCAUCGAAUCGUCUUGCUGUAGCGUCGAUUCGAUGUAACAGAAGUGCGAUAUUCUCUCUUUUAGAGGAAUAUGAUCGAGCCCUUAUCGAGUGUCAACAUGCCAUUGCCAUAGAGCAAAGUACAGGACAAGCACGUCCGCUCCGUUUGGCCACAUACGAUGAACAGAUGGGCGAAAUUAUGAUCGCAAAAGGUAAGGUAUCUGAAGCACUCACGUGCUACGAGCGUGCACAGACCGUUCGACUUGAACACAUGUCAGGUAAUCAUCCAGAUUUGGCUAGUCUUUAUAACAAGAUGGCGAGUGCAUACGCGGUACAGGAGCGCCUCAGCGAUGCGUAUGCCUGGUGUAAGCGAGCGCUCACCAUUCAACUCGACUGUCUUCCACCAGGCCACAUUGCUCUGUCCGAAACAUAUGCUCUGCUAGGCAAUAUUGCAUAUGGUCAAUCCCAGUAUGAUGAAGCACGACGACAACAGGAAAGUGCAUUAGCAUUACAAGAGAGAAAUCUGUCAGCGAACCAUGUGCUGACGGCGCAUACGCACGUGAGUCUCGCGAUGACGUUACUUGCACUUGGUGAAUACAAAGUGGCGGCUGAACAUACCACGCGAGCGUUGGCCGUUUUUCGUACCAUUUUUCCGUCUGAACACCAAGAAAUACAGCUAACACAAGAACUCCUUAAUAUGAUACAACGCGAACAAUAG